GACUUUGUACAUCACUAAGAGAAGAAUAUUGUCAUAAAAAAUUCUAAGUGUUUUACAUAUUAUUUUGCUAAUUGAUUUCUGUUUUUUACAGUAACAUAAUUUAAUCCAUACAAAAUGAAUAGAAUAUUCGGUAGAGGUAAACCUAAAGAACCAGGUCCUAGUAUUACGGAUUGCAUCAGUAAUGUUGACAGCCGGGCAGACAAUAUUGAACAAAAGGUUCAAAAAUUGGAAGCAGAGCUUCGAAAGUAUAAAGAUCAGAUGAAUAAGAUGCGAGAGGGACCGGCUAAGAAUUCAGUGAAGCAGAAGGCAAUGAGAGUUUUAAAACAAAAGAAAAUGUAUGAACAGCAAUUGGAAAAUUUGAGAGCUCAGUCUUUUAAUAUGGAACAAGCAAACUAUGCCACACAAACCCUAAAGGAUACACAUGCCACUGUAGCAGCCAUGAAAGAUGGUGUCACACAGAUGAAAAAGGAGUUUAAGAAAAUUAAUAUUGAUUCAAUUGAGGAUGUGAAUGAUGAAUUAGCAGACAUGUUGGAGCAAGCAGAUGAAGUGCAAGAGGCACUCGGCAGACAGUAUGGCAUGCCUGAAAUCGAUGAUGAUGAACUUGCUGCAGAAUUGGAUGCGUUAGGUGACGAGAUAGCGUUAGACGACGAUGCGUCAUACUUGGACGAUGUGGUGAAGGCGCCAGCGGCUCCGGACAAGGAGCCGGGCGCGGACAGCGUACGGACACGGGACGGUGUGCCCGUAGAUGAAUUCGGCCUCCCACUUGUCCCCAGCCCUGCCCAGCCGUCGCGCUGAUCUCGCCUCCAACCCACCAGAUAAAGGGAUCGUAGGCUUGUUUUUCGAGUAAGUUAUAAAAUAUAUUGCCUUUCCAUUCUUUUAUUUUGCUUUUAACUGCUGUUUCUUAAUUAUCUUUUAAAAAUUUGUUUACUGUAUUAAGAUGUGUGAUAUUAUUGAUAAACAGAAUAUACUUAAAUAAGUUGGUAAUCAGAAUUUUUUUAAUACUUCGUAUAUUUAGUGGGAUAAUUUGAAAUAGAUUUAAAAUAAAUAGUAAAAGAAUCCUGACAUUGGUAAGGUAUACUUAUAUUAAAAUGCCCCACAAUGAAACUGUUCAAAGUCCUGUAAUUGUGGGAACUGCUAUGAGAGUUAAAUACAUUUAUUAUUAAAAAAAAAAUCUACACAUUUUCAAGACUCAAGAAACUAGGAAGUUUAUAGCAACUGUGAAAAGAAAAUAUAAGAAUGGAAAGGAAUAUGAUCACGUGAUACUUGUACGAUAUGAAGGUUGUUUUUAAAGCUGUCACGUUGUAAACGCAUUGUGAUAUUAUAAGCACAAAAUCUAGAUCUUCAUUAAAGAAGUAACUCGAAUUGAAGAGUUUUUUUUUUCACUUAAAAAUAUUGUACUUAUAAUAUCAUGAUAUGAAGUUAUUAUGAAUUCGAUAGAAAGCUAUUAAGCUCAAACAAAUGACUUUUUGUACAAUUCGUGCAUUGAUUUAAGAGAGCAACGGUUCGCAGUUUUUUUUUUUUUUUCAAAUUAUAAGAAUUAACUUUGUGUCCAUAUGUUUCAAAAUAUUUAUAUACUUUUACUUUUUUAUCAUACAAGUUAUUUUUUUUAUUGCUCUCCUGAUCAGUUGUUGAUAUAAUAUUUUCAAUGUCAUUGUUUGCGUAACCAUUAAACGCUCCUAUAUAAAAUAAUGUAAGUAUUGAUUUAUAACCAGUUAAAAGUUUUAUUAGGUUGCCUUUUUAUUUUAAAUUUUAAUUUUUUAUAGGAAGAAGUAUAAAAGGAAAUAGAAUUAGACUAUAAUAUAUAAACAACUGACAUAGUAAUUUUAGCCACCUUUUAAUUAAUAAAAAUACCCAAUGAUGAUCUGUAAUGUAUUAAUUUAGAUUCAUGUACAGCAGGGUUAAUAACCGGACAGGGGUAGGUGUAAUCACCUCGCCCCAUCCCCCGUUUGAUUUACCAUAUUCGCCUUGUCUAGUACUCAUUAUUUUUGUGUCAAAUUCGAAUACUUAUCAUUAUUUUCUUAAGCAUAAAGGUCAAAUUUAAAUAGCUGUUGUUCGCGAUCUAAAUGCUAAGAGAAGAAACUGAAUUCAACAAUAUUGUUAAUUAUAUUCUAAAUUGCACAUAGUAAUAUAAUUAUUAAGAGAAUUUAUUAAAAAUAAAAAUAAAAUAUAUAUUUUGAAGUAACAGACUUCAUAAACUAAAAAUAAUUCUGAUUCACACAAAAAAGAAGAAUAGAAAUCGAUUUAUUCUCUGAAAGUUGUGAGACGCAAUGGCUUCUAAGACAUUAUAAUAUUAAUUAUAUAAUUUUCAGUUGGGAAAUAUACCUGUUUCACAUACAUGGUUAGCCGAAAAGGGUAAAUAUAAUAAAAUUGAUCCUCAGUGACUAUUGACUUAAUGGAAUUGAAAUCAAAUCGACAUUGCAUUGAAUAGAUGUAACAUAAACUCCCAUGUAAUUGCUUUCUUUUUUUUUAAAUAUUUGUAUGCAAAUCUAAUGAAUCAUACACUUACAACUUAGAGAAAGCUAUUUCAUGAAUACUAUCUUUGGUUAUGAUUACAUACAAUUACCCUUGUAGAGGAGCCUAGUAUAUAUUUAUUUGCCACAUUGCUACAAUAUGCCAUAUCAGUUUUGGCUUAAAAAUGUAAGUAUUAAUUGAAAUUAAUGUUAAUUCUGAAAUGUCAUUAAUUAUUUUGGAGAUAUGUUUAAAGAAUGAUAUUUCAGAGUCUAUUUCACUGUAUGUUUUAUAUUCUGAAGUCUUUGUUGCUUUGUCUGUUAUUAUGUAAAUGUAUCUGUAAUCUAUUCUUAAAUUAAUAAAUUUAAGUUUGUAUAAAUA
Molecule: messenger RNA, 2829 nt
Organism: Galleria mellonella (greater wax moth)
Lineage: Eukaryota; Metazoa; Arthropoda; Insecta; Lepidoptera; Pyralidae
Gene: Vps60
Product: charged multivesicular body protein 5
Exons: 5
Coding region: 115-795 (226 amino acids)
Biological process (GO): vesicle budding from membrane; late endosome to vacuole transport via multivesicular body sorting pathway
Cellular component (GO): multivesicular body
Source: RefSeq, a predicted model, not a curated record